Molecule: messenger RNA, 2733 nt
Organism: Tarenaya hassleriana
Lineage: Eukaryota; Viridiplantae; Streptophyta; Magnoliopsida; Brassicales; Cleomaceae
Product: mitogen-activated protein kinase kinase 4
Exons: 2
Coding region: 225-1310 (361 amino acids)
Biological process (GO): protein phosphorylation
Cellular component (GO): cytoplasm
Molecular function (GO): protein serine/threonine kinase activity; ATP binding
Source: RefSeq, a predicted model, not a curated record
AUAUUAUCUAUAUAACCUUCGUUCUCUCGGGUAUCGUUCUCUUGAAAUCGAUUGCUUCGGAGAACUAAUCAAACCUCACCAAACCCUAGACGACGGCGUAGACGAAGAGGAAGACAACCAUGGUCCUGAUCAUGGGCGAUGUGUAACAAAUCUCGACCGAGCCCUCAAGGAUUUCAUUUCGGAUCGUGCAAGAGUGUGAACGCGAUCCGACGCGCUCCUAAGUCAUGAGGCCGAUUCAAUCGCCACCUGGAGUUGCCGCUGCUGGUCGGAGCCGUCCCCGGAAGCGGCCGGACCUGACCUUGCCGCUCCCGCAGCGCGACGUGUCCCUCGCCGUGCCUCUCCCUCUCCCCCCGACAUCCGGCGGCUCGGCGCCUUCGUCUGGUGGAUCUGUGUCGGAGGCGGCGAACAGCAAUAGCUUCUCCGCCGCGAGCAGCUUUUCGGAGCUGGAGCGUGUGAACCGGAUCGGCAGCGGCGCCGGCGGAACGGUUUACAAGGUGAUCCACAAGUCGACUUCGAGGCUCUACGCUCUCAAGGUGAUCUACGGGAACCACGAGGAAAUGGUUCGUCGCCAGAUCCGUAGGGAGAUCGAUAUCCUUUGCGGCGUGGACCACCCAAACGUGGUGAAAUGUCAUAAAAUGUUCGACCUCAACGGCGAGAUCCAGGUUCUGCUCGAGUUCAUGGAUAAAGGGUCCUUAGAAGGCGUCCAUGUUUGGCAGGAGCAGCAGCUCGCGGACAUUUCCCGGCAAGUUCUCAGCGGCUUGACUUAUCUCCAUCGCCGCCGCAUUGUCCACCGCGACAUCAAGCCAUCGAAUCUCCUCAUAAACUCCGCCAAAAACGUGAAGAUCGCCGACUUUGGAGUGAGCCGGAUCCUUUCCCAGACCAUGGAUCCGUGCAAUUCAUCGGUGGGAACCAUUGCUUACAUGAGCCCCGAGCGGAUUAACACCGACCUUAAUCAAGGGCAGUACGACGGAUACGCUGGGGACAUAUGGAGCUUGGGUGUUAGCAUUCUAGAGUUCUACUUGGGGAGAUUCCCUUUCGCCGUUGGCCGACAAGGCGACUGGGCAAGUCUCAUGUGCGCCAUUUGCUUAUCUCAGCCACCGGAGGCUCCGCCGUCGGCUUCGCCGGAGUUCCGAGACUUCAUCUCGUGUUGCAUGCAGAGAGAUCCGGCGAAGAGGUGGAGCGCGCAGCAGCUCUUGCAGCAUCCCUUCAUACUGAGAGCAAGUGGAGCCCAAAAGCAGCAUCCUCCUAAUCUUCACCAACUCUUGCCUCCUCCUCGUCCUCUGUCUUCAUCCUCAUCUCCGGCAUCGUAGUGUUUUGUCCCUUACCUUUUCAUACCUCUUGUCUAUCUUUCCCAUUCCUGGCAAUUUUACGCAAAUUCUCCAUGCCCGAGUAAAAAGUAUUGAAUAGGGAGGAAGAGUUGGAAGUGAAAAUCCGUGGAAUGGAAGAGGAUAUAUUAUUAGGGGAUUUCAUGUCAUAGGGUUUAUUGAUAAUUUGAUACUUUUAAGAGUUACAUCAGUUGACCAAAUCUUAUUUUACCUUUCGGUAAUGUUUUGCUAGAAAGGGAAGGACACCAAAGAAUCCUUCUGUUCAUGAUGGAAAUGACGUUGCCUGGAUUCGAUUUAGCGUUGAUAUUUCAAACCAGGAAAUACUGGAGGAUCUUCCAUUUUGUUGAAAUUCCAUAAAAGUUUUCCCAUUUGUGUUUCAUUAUUUGGUGUGAGGAAUCAUUUUGAGGCUAUUGCUGUGGGAAAAGGUUUGCUCUUGUGUUACCAUUUAUGGUAAAUGCCUUGGGCUAGAUUUUUCAUUAAUGUUCUAAUUUCUUCGGUGAAAAGCAACGCUUCUUUAUGGCCCUCCGUCUGGCGAAAUCUUGCGGUUCUGUAGCAGUUGGUAGAAAAGCAAUCUUUACGCAGAAUGCAUUCAUCUGUUUGUGUUACUGAGCGCUCAUGACUGGAUUUUGUCAUCCUUAUGCUUGCAUUUAAUUUCAUUUUGUGUAUGUUGUCUUGUCCUGGUUGUGAACUGUAUAUGUAGAAUUGCCUUGAUGUUAGAAAAUGAUUAAUGGAUAGUUCUUUCACCAAGUUGUGUAUUCUAGGGCAAUCAGUUGAGGUCCCUAGACGUCCUGCGCGAGUGUCCCUAUUCAGGUGCUAAACUCUAAACCUCAUCUUACCAUAUAUUAUUGAUGACUAGGAUUUAGCUGUUUCGCUAAUGUUCUGAUUACUUUGGUGAAGUUAAUGCUUAUAUAUGACCCAAUGAUGGACAACAUUUUGUGAUUCUCUAGCAGUUUGUCAGAAAGCAAUGUAUUACUCAGAAUGCACAUAAAUCUGUGCAUGCAUAACUGGAUUUUUUUUCCUUCCUUUGUUUCCGCCUAGUUUCUUUUUGCCUAUCCUGUAAAAUGGUUACACGCUCUGUAUGAACAGUGUUGUUUUCUUAUGUUGGAAUAUGCUUAUUCCAUAGACGUUAUUUUCCGAGUAGUAGUCUAGAUCAAAGGGGAGCCUUGGCACAUUGGUUAAGGUGUUGCCAUUGUGAUCUAGAAAUCACUGGUUCAAGUCGUGGAAGUAGCCCCUUGCAAAAUAUUCUACAAGAUAAGGUUCACCUGCAAUACACCUUUUUGGUGGAACCCUUCCUCAGACCCCGCUCAACGGAAUGCUUUGUGCACCGGGCGGCAGAGUAAAGCAAAAGUUACAGAUACAUGAGCUCGAAUCUCUGAGUCAGCACCUGGAGGAAGAGGAACCUGAAAGG